This is a messenger RNA of Cornus florida, 2134 nucleotides long. Its product is annotated as ethylene-responsive transcription factor ABR1-like. The transcript is spliced from 2 exons. The record is from RefSeq and is a predicted model, not a curated record. Gene Ontology annotation, molecular function: DNA binding; DNA-binding transcription factor activity. Lineage: Eukaryota; Viridiplantae; Streptophyta; Magnoliopsida; Cornales; Cornaceae. Gene Ontology annotation, biological process: regulation of DNA-templated transcription; ethylene-activated signaling pathway. The coding region runs from base 695 to 1801 and encodes 368 amino acids.
UUAAAAAAAUAAAUUAAAAAUAAUAAUAAUAAUAAAUAAUAAUAAUUCACUCAAGUAAAACCCGAUAUUGUAAACAAUAUUGAAGCCCAACUUAAAAAGCCCAUUUCAUUAAAUACCCAUAACUUAUUUACUGCAUUAAAAUUAAAACCCAAAAUCGAAACCACUAACCCCCAAAUUACAUGUCGGUCAAGCAACUCAAUUCAAACACGACCACUCUCUUAUCUCUCUAUAUUACCGACCUUUAACCUUUUUUGGGGAGCUUCAUGCUGGUGAUUAUCACAUCCACAUAACAUUUCCAGAAUCAGUCAAAACCAGCGUGUGAACACAUCCGAGUCGGUUACUUAACAAAAGAGAGAUUUUAUAUUCUCUUCAACAAUUAUUAUUCACAAAAGGUGGUGGGCUUCGGAGACUGUAUAUCUGACGGCUGCAAAAGUUUGAAUUCUCAAUCUGUUUAUAUACCCUUUUUCUUUCACAAUAAUCCGAAAAAGGGUCUUGAUAAUUCUCCGAAAUAUCAUCUGGGUCGAUCUUGUUUUGUCAAAUCUCAGCCCGGAUUGAAUUGGGUUACAUAUGCUAAUCGUUAAAGGUGGCGAACCCAGGGGACUCAGGCGAGAACGUCAGAUUUCCGGCGACGGAUGAAGGAGACGCGCAGUCACAUCAAACUCAGUCACAACAACAAUCUCAACCGGUGACAACGAUGACCCCCAUGUUUUUCGGUUACGGUCAGUCGACGGAAUUGUCGGCGAUGGUGUCGGCGUUGACUCAUGUUGUCUCCGGCCAGAGGUCCGGUGGUGGUGGUGGUGGUGGUGAUGUUAUGUCGUCGUUUGCUGGCGGUUCGGGGUUUUAUUCAGCAAACUCGCCUUCUUCUACUACUUACUCGUCUUCGAGCUCCGGUUCGUGGGGUGGACAGAAGAGAGGGCGUGAAGAGGAGAGUAGUAGUGUUUCUCAGAUUUCCGAGCACUUUCAGAGGGUUUAUAGAGGGUUUGGUGAUCACAGAGGUUUUCACGGAGAGUUAUCUUCUAUCACAACUGUACCGGAGGAAGCUACAACUAUUUUACCACCACCCACAACCACCAUACUACCCCAAACUCCAUCAACUGCGACUAGUACUGUAGUUUCAAAUGAUCAAGAAACAGGAGGAGAGAGGAGGAGGAGAUACAGAGGAGUGAGACAGAGGCCAUGGGGGAAAUGGGCAGCGGAGAUUAGGGACCCACACAAGGCUGCUAGGGUUUGGUUAGGUACAUUCGACACGGCGGAGGCAGCUGCCAGAGCCUAUGAUGAAGCUGCCCUGAGGUUCAGAGGCAACAAAGCCAAGCUCAACUUCCCUGAAAAUGUCAGAUUAAUGCCACCAAUCCAAGUUUCUCCGGCGACCCAAUUGCCCAUUUCUGCUUCUCCGGCGACCCAAUUGGCGGCGACACCAUCGGUGCAGCCGUUCUUCCAGAACCAGCUGCCAUUUCAGGGCUCGGACAUUAAUGCUAGGGACUACUGGGAAUACUCUCAGCUGCUUCAGAGCAGUAGUGAUUUUCAUGGACCACCACCUUCAAGCUUGUUGCAGCAAAUGUUCUUGGCUUCAUCAAUGGCGGCUUUGCACUCACAAUCAAUGGCUUUGGCCUCCUCUACAUCACCUUCUUAUGCUUCAUCUUCAGUUUCUUCACCUUCUUCUUCAUAUCCUUUGUUGUUCUCCGAUCAGCAGCAAAGGGGUUUCUUCCGGCCGCCGGAAAGUCAAAAUCGAGGCGGUGGGUCAGAUUUUCCGGCUCCGCCAUGGACCGGUCCCGGCCACUACCCUCCUCCCUCUUCAAGUUGAUUAAUUUUAGAGUCAUCAUACAGAGUCUAUCAAUGAGACAAUUCCUACUAUUUUUUUAUGUGAGAGGGACUGAUUUCGAUCAGGCUCCAUUCGCAUACAUACAGUUGAAUUGAUCCGAUUGUAAGACUUACGCGUCAUAUUUCUUAAUUUUAAAAUUACAUCAAAAUUUUAUGAUAAAAAAAUACUUAUGAUUUCAUUUUUUUUUUUUUUUUCUUCUGAUGAGGUGAAAUAGUCACAGAAAAUUUUCUUGUUCUUGGUUUAUAAUUUUGAUGUACUCUGUAUUCCAUGUAACUAUGUAAGUUUGUUUUCAUUGAUUUAAUGCUAUUUUUAUCA